AAGUAUAGUUUUAAUAAAUAUGGAAAAAAUACUGAAUAUAUAGACACAAAACCACAAGAGAGACUCAGCUUGGAUGUAAAAAUUAAGUCCGGAGUUGCGGAAAAACGGUAUGGCUUCUCACAAAGCUCGUCUUCAGUUUAUUAUGAAUUAGAAGAAAAGGAAUCCAUUAAGGAGGCAGACGAAGUUUUUCGUUACUUCGAAAAACCACCAAAACAAAUAAAAUUCAAAGUUGAUCGAGUUUUAAAAGUGCGAGGAGAAAAAGAAAAGAUGGAGGUGCUCGUGAAAUGGCAAUUCCGAUCUUACCACGAUCUUGAAUGGAUCAGCAAGAAUAAGCUAGACGAUAAAGCAAGUCAGAAACUAAAUAAGUUUUUGGAAAAAAAUAAGGACGCCCCAAAACUCGACGAGCGGCCUCCUUUCGACCCGGAAUACUUGAAAGUGGAGCAAAUUGUUAAAAGAUACUUGACUUCCACGCGGAAUUACUAUUUGGUCAAAUGGUGCCAACUUCCCUUUUCUGAGUGCACGUGGGAGGUUGAAAAUUUCAAUGUACUCUCAUCGAAGGAUAUUGAACGUUUCAACAAAAAUGACGUCUUUCCACCUUCCCGCCAACUCACGCCAUUUUCUUAUUAUAACUUGAAAGCGCAGUGGUCCGCUGUUACGAAGUCUCCCGAAUAUGCCAAUGAAGGCACUCUUCUAGAGCAUCAAGUCGAAGGCCUUAAUUGGCUACUUUUUAACUUUGUGCAAAGAAAAGGCUGCAUUUUAGCCGAUGAAAUGGGACUCGGUAAAACAAUACAAUCCGUUUCUUUUGUCCAUCAACUUUUUAACAAGUAUAACAUCAGAGGCCCUUACAUGGUUGUCGCUCCUCUCUCCACACUUAGUCAUUGGUUUCGCGAAUUUAGUACGUGGACUUCUAUGAACGCAUUUGUUUAUCACGGAACCGAAAGAGACAGGAAGUUAAUGCGCGAAAAUUUAUUUUUCUUCGAAAAUAGUGAAAGUUUGGAAAAAAAUAUUCCAAAGUUUCACGUUCUCAUUACAACUUAUGAAAUCCUUAUUCGCGAUAAGCAAACGUUGAACAGUUUUCAUUGGGUCUCUUGUAUAUUUGAUGAAGCUCAUAGAUUAAAAAAUAAAAACUCCAAAGUGAACUGCGCUAUUCGUGAGUUUCCAAAAAUACAACAUUUUCUUCUUCUUACUGGCACGCCUAUACAAAAUAACGUUUCGGAGAUUUGGACGUUACUAAAUAUUAUUGAUCCAAAUAAUUUUGAUGGUCACCAAUCAUUUAUUGAGAAAUACGGCUCUCCGGAGACUACUGAACAAGUUUCAGCCUUACAGAAGUUGCUUCGGCCUUAUCUCUUAAGAAGAACUAAAGAAGAUGUUUUAAAAAAUAUUGCCGCGAAGGAGGAGACAAUCGUCCAGAUAGAACUUACAGCCAUCCAAAAACAGUUCUACCGAGCCAUUUUGGAGCAAAACUUCAAGCAUCUAAACUCUGGGAAAAGUUUUGGGAAUUUAAGAAAUAUCGCUAUGGAGUUACGAAAGUGCUGCAGUCAUCCUUAUUUGAUAAGAGGAGCAGAAGAGCACAUCAGCACGCUUAACGCUCAAGCUCCGCUCACGCAACUAAUUGAGUCUUCAGGAAAAAUGGUUUUUCUUAACAAACUGUUGCCCAAACUAAGAGAAAACGGCUCGAAAGUUUUAGUAUUUUCCCAAAUGGCAAAAUGUUUGGAUAUUAUUGAAGAUUUCUUGCGGGACACUCACCAGCGCUACGAAAGAAUCGAUGGCACCGUGUCCGGCUUGGAACGGCAGCGCUCUAUUGAUAGGUUUUCUCAGGAAAAAGAUAUAUCUGUUUUCCUUUUAACGACCCGCGCAGGAGGUUUCGGUAUUAACCUUGCAGCUGCCGACGUGGUGGUGAUAUUUGAUAGCGACUGGAACCCACAGAAUGACUUACAAGCACAGUCACGGUGUCACAGGAUUGGCCAAACGCAACAGGUCAAAGUUUACAGGUUAAUCACAAGAGGAACGUACGAGGAAGAAAUGUUUAACCGCGCAAGCCGCAAACUUGGACUAGAGAAGGCCAUUAUCGGUGGUAUUUGUGGGAAGAGUAAGUCUUUUUAUGAAAGUAUGUCUAAAGCAGAAGUAGAAAAUCUAUUGAGACGCGGUGCAUAUGGCCUCCUUAGUGAUGAGGCGGACACAGCGGCUCGCCAAUUUUGUGAAGCAAAUAUUGAAGAAAUUUUAGAGACAAGAACUCGCACUCUCAUUGGCGAGCCCCUUGCAAUGACGAAUCGCUCGUCUACUUUUUCAAAGGCGUUCUUUAAUGUUAAUGAUGCUGGCCAGGAAUUGGACGUCAACGAUCCUUCUUUCUGGGAAAAAUGGGCGAAAAAGUCAAGCAUCAACGUAAAAAAAAAUGCGCAAGUAGAAGACCACGUGGAACUUGGAAAAAGAAGAAAAGCGAGGAAUCAGAUUUAUAGAAAAACCGCGUCUGCCUCUGAAAGUGAUUCGAGCAGUUGUGCUGGUGAGGAUGACGAUAAUAGCGAAUCCGACAACAGUAAAGUUGAUGCCCAGCAAGCCGCCCUUUUUCUAGAAAACCAUCUUCUUAAUUUUGGUUUGGACUGCUGGAAAAAUAUUGAUGCCCAAGAAAACGGGGUCCAUUUUGAUUGGAUGAAGAGGAAAAAAGUUUUCCAUACCACACAAAAGCUUGAAAAUUUUACUUCUUUUGCUAUCCAUUUCUGGUUACGCCACUCAAAAAAAACAAGAGAUUCUCAACACGUGGUGAAUAUCAUUGCUAACAAAAAUAUGAUCCCUACAGAAGACCACGUUUUUGAGGGAAUGGUGCUGAACGAAAUUGAAAAGUCUAUAUUAUCUAUAUUUAAGCAAAAGUUUGAACGUAACGAGCCGAAGUGUACGAAAAAUGUUCUACGCGUUGCCUUAUUGGAUUUCUUCAUCAAUACUAUGCUUGGCGGUUGGCCAGUUAUCGAUGAAAUUUUGCGUAGUGAAUCGCCUUGCAGUAUAGAGAAAGUCCAAGAAGCAUUUCCGGCCGCACCUGCUGUUGUUGUGGCGCUGGUGAGGGGCGGGUACAGCUUGGGAAACAAAGGCGUGAAGUAUGCUGCGAAAUUUGCAGAGUCUCCCGAUAAAAAGUUGUUCGGGAAAAAAGUUUUCUUAUUUAAAAAACACUUGAGAGUGUGCUAUACGAAGAGCCUUCGGGAAGGAGAAAGUUUGAAAGCAAAAAUAUUAAACGGGCCCACUUGCCCUAAAUUUAACCAGCGGGAGCAUAAAGCCAUUUGGGAUACUUUGGCCAACCACGGACUAUUUAUUAGUGAUGACGGCAAGAUUUGUGAUUGGGAAUUAUCUCUUUUUACUAUAUUCGUGUUUAUUUUAUUUUUUGUGUCUCACUGAUUUGUUUUGUUGACUUUUAUAUAAAGUUUAUUAAUUGUUUGCAGGGAAAAGUUUUGUCAAAAAGCAGAAAUUCAGAAAAGUAGUGAAAUUAUGGACGAGUAUUAUCUCGAGUUUCUUAUGAUGCUGAAGAGCAGUAAAGAAUGGGGGACGGGAAUACUGCAGCACUGCGAUUAUAUGUUGCAUCGUUUUAGAGAAUUGUCAUUAAAUUCUGCGAAAAACGGAACCAUCAAAAAGUUCCGCAUUCCAUCGAAAACACCAGAGCGGUGUAUUAAAAUUUUGCAAAGAUUGGAAAUGUUUGCUAUUAUCCGCCGAAGUUUAUUAACAAAAGAUUGGGAAUCUUUUAGAACAAUGGCACCGCUAUAUAAGUCAAGAAGUCAAUUCCCUGAUUGGUGGAUUUCGGGAGAGCAUGACAUCGCAUUGGUUACGGCUAUUGAAAAAUAUGGCCUGAACCGGCCAGACUUGUUCUUUUCUGAUAAAGAAUUGCCUUUUUAUAGGCAACUUGGAAACCUCCAAAAAGAAAUAAAUAAAAAUAACACCAGUAAAGGAAAUGAUAAUCAAAAAAUCCAUUUGGAUUUAUUUGAGCCGAGCAGUUUCGACGAGCUUGACUCCCCCCAACUAAAGAAAAGCGAUAUUGUCAAAGCGAUGCGAUGGCCCAGCGAAACUAUAAUAGUUUCAAGAAUUUUUAAACUUUAUAAUGAUCUGCAGAAUCAAAUAAGCAAGCCCCCUUCACGCACUUUAGAAAGUAAUAACAGUAAAUCAGUUGAAGUAAUCAUAGAAUCCAAGAAAGCACAAAAGCAACAAUCUUUACUCGCUUUGCUCAAUCCGCCAAUAGAAUCAGAAAAAGACAAAUAACUACUGAAUUUACUACUUUUUUUUAAAAAAAUUGCUUAAAAAUUUCUAUUUUGUUAUCC
Molecule: messenger RNA, 4292 nt
Organism: Zophobas morio
Lineage: Eukaryota; Metazoa; Arthropoda; Insecta; Coleoptera; Tenebrionidae
Product: chromodomain-helicase-DNA-binding protein 8-like
Exons: 34
Coding region: 268-3381 (1037 amino acids)
Molecular function (GO): ATP-dependent chromatin remodeler activity; ATP binding
Source: RefSeq, a predicted model, not a curated record